AUGCCGGUUAGAUUGUUUAGUGUUUCCAGUCUCAAUUGGCAAAAACGUUCAGAAUUGUAUGAACGGAUCGUGGCCUGUGAUUAUAUCAUUUACAACAUCAAAGACGAUGCCACAGUGAUUGAUGAAGCAAUGUGGAUACUGGAUCAACUUCAUGAGAAUAUGGCAAACCUUGUUACUCAAAAGAUUUUUAUUCUCAUCUCAAGCAUGUUGACGUGGGCCAAGAGUUCGCCACUCGAUGAAAAUGAUCCAGAAAUGCCUUUCACAGACGAAGACUACGCUAGACGUAAAGCACACCGUAACUACGUGGAACAGUUGAAAGCUGAGAAAACCACUGUGUAUUUGGGAAAGACUCAAGCUUGGAACAAUGAACCGGUAGUAGUCUAUCCUGGUGACGGUCAAAAUGUGGUGCCCACGAUACACGUUUACGAUCUGGCCAGUAUUGCACAGACGGUGAUGGAACUUCGACCGACAAAGCAUUAUAUUCUAGCAAAAGAUGAAUCCCAAAACACGUUACACGAAAUAGUCAAGGCCAUUUCAAAGGGAAUGUCAACAGGGAAAACAAAAUCGAUUACCAGAGAUGAGUCGUUCCUCUCGGAGGAUGUCACGCAAAGUCAUAUUGAUCAGCUUUUAAUCAAUCUACGAAUGGAUGCCAACUUCAUCCGGGAACAGGGCAAUUUUCGAUGGCACUGUGAGAAUGGACUAGCGGAAGAUAUCAGUAAAGUGUUACGGGAAUUCAAACUCGCUCGACAAUUAAUUCCUAUUCGACUCUGUAUCCUUGGUCCGCCGGUUAGCGGUAAAAGCACCCUGGCCAAACGCCUUUGCGAACACUACAAAUUGCAUCAUAUUCACAUCAAAGGUGUCAUUGAGGAAGCAAUCGCACAACUAAAAAAACGUGUUGAGGCAGAAAACGAGGAAAUAGAAUCGCCGGGAAGAGGAAACGCCACGGCCGUAGACGAGGAAGAGGACGUGGGCUCCGCCAAUGCAGCCGAACUGCUUGAAACUAUUCAACAGAAUUUGGAAGAUAACAACGGAAGACUCGAUUUGGACCUGGUCACUGACACUCGACAGUUGAAUUCGAAACCGUGUCAGAAUCAGGGUUACGUGAUUGACGGUUAUCCAAAGGCCAAAAAGCAGGCAUCUGCUCUGUUCUCACUCGGUGGUGGUGGGGGUGGUGAAGAUGACGAGGAAGAGGAAGAAGGAAACGAGAUGGACGAGGGCGGAGGAGGAACCGGUGGUGGUAAACAGACCCAAGAAACAGGUCCGUCUCCGGCCGAACAAUUCGCUCGUCGAUACCUCGCUUCCGGAUUGGAUCUGAAAGAUGUUUGCGGCGAACCGGGUCUAUUGCCCACACAACCUAUUCCCUCACAACUUCCAAAAGGCCUUCUACCUGACUUUGUGUUUGAACUGCAAGCGUCUGAUCAAUUUCUACGUGAUCGGGUUAUACAUAUGCCCGAGGAAAAAGUGCACGGGACUCACUACACCGAAUCCGGUCUAGUUCGACGUCUGACAGAGUUUCGAACCAAUCAGAUUGGAGUGAAUCCGGCCGUUGCUUCAGCCGGUGGCCUGAGCGUCCUCGACACCUUGUCCAUGGAGACGGACCCGGAACAACCAAUCGAGAACCAAAUGACUCCACUUGCUUCGGCCAGCAUAUAUGAGAAUUCUGUUCGAGCUUACUUUGAUUCGAAAGGGGUCCUACAAAUACCGAUCGAUGUAAUGUCUGAAGAAAGUCCAGAAAUGGAUAGCACAUUGCGAAAAAUUAUCCACUUCAUUGGUCCCGCACGUAACUACGGCUUGACCGUAAACGAGCGGGAAUGCUUGGAGCGGAGACAGGCGGCCGAAAAGAUGGAACGCGAACGGGCCGAGGAGGAACGCAUUCGGGCCGAGACCGAGGCGGAAUUGCAAGCGCGAAAACAACGCCAAGAGGAAUGGUUGGUGAAACAAGAAAAGCACAUCCAAGAAGAGACAGAAAUUCUAAACAAAGAGGCUGAGCCUCUACGGAAUUAUUUGCGCAAACACGUGAUGCCAGUGUUGGCCAGUGGCUUGAUGGAAUGUGUGAGACGUCGACCGGAGGAUCCGAUCGACUUUUUGGCCGAAUAUCUCUUCUUCAACAAUACACAAAUGGACUAA
This is a messenger RNA of Echinostoma caproni, 2127 nucleotides long. Lineage: Eukaryota; Metazoa; Platyhelminthes; Trematoda; Plagiorchiida; Echinostomatidae. The record is from the annotation of a GenBank genome assembly.